This is a messenger RNA of Rhineura floridana, 4404 nucleotides long. RefSeq names its product chondroitin sulfate synthase 1 (gene CHSY1). Gene Ontology annotation, molecular function: glucuronosyl-N-acetylgalactosaminyl-proteoglycan 4-beta-N-acetylgalactosaminyltransferase activity. Gene Ontology annotation, cellular component: Golgi cisterna membrane. The coding region runs from base 552 to 2954 and encodes 800 amino acids. The record is from RefSeq and is a predicted model, not a curated record. NCBI's taxonomy places the organism in Eukaryota, Metazoa, Chordata, Lepidosauria, Squamata, Rhineuridae. The transcript is spliced from 3 exons.
UUUGGAGGGGGUGGGGGGUCGACCUAAGCACAGAAGGAGGGGGCAAGGAAGCGCCUUUCCCCCCUUCUUUCCGGGAGCCUUCCAAGCAAGGGGGAAGGGCACUUUGUGAGGAAGCGAGCGCCAGGCUUAGGAAGAGCAGUGAGGUUGCCGUUGGGGAGGGGGAGCGGUCAGUGAGGGUGGCACCCCGCAGAGUUGGUGGGGUUUGGAAGUGGGGGUGCCGGAGGUGGAAAGGGAGGGUUGGAAGCUCAGAUCGGAGGAUUGCUAGAGGACUGGAAUAGCUUGGAGGCCAGGAAGAGGAAGGGAGGUCCCAACAAGCCAGGGGGUACAGGAAACCCCCUUUUUGAUUUCAGAGCUCAGACCUCCCCACCCGCCACUUUUGGGGUGCUGCCUGUUCUUGGGGGAGCCAGAGUGUGCAGGGUGGUUGUGCCCAAAAGGACAGGAGGAAGGGGUGUGCGUGCGCGUGUGUGUGACCCACUGUGGAGAUUUGACAUUGAAAGGGGGCUGCAGUCUGUUUUGGGGGGCCCUGAGUGUGCUGAGGCAGGGGUUGGGGAAUGGCUGGCAGAAGCCGCCGCUCCUGGCUCAGUGUGUUGCUAGGUCUGGUCCUGGGCUUCGUCCUGGCCUCCUGGCUCAUCCUCCCUCGAGCCUCAGAGCUGAAGAGAGCGGGACACCAGCGGAAGGCCCGCCUGGAAGGGUGCCGGGUGAAGGCGAGCGGGGGGCUGCUCCACCAAGACUCCCGAGGGGCCUUGCUCUGGCGUCAGGACCCCACGGAGCACCAAGGCAAGAUCCUGCCGGCCAAGAACUUUCUCUUCGUGGGGGUCAUGACGGCUCAGAAAUACCUGCAGAACCGAGCGGUGGCAGCCUACAGAACUUGGUCCAGCACAAUCCCUGGGAAGGUUGAGUUCUUUUCCAGUGAGGGCUCGGAUACCUCUCUCCCCAUCCCCAUAGUGCCAUUGCCUGGUGUGGAUGAUUCUUACCCACCCCAGAAGAAAUCAUUUAUGAUGCUCAAGUACAUGCACGAUCACUACUUGGACAAAUACGAAUGGUUCAUGCGUGCAGACGACGACGUUUAUGUUAAAGGGGACAAGCUGGAGAGCUUCCUUCGGAAUUUGAACAGCAGCGAGCCCCUCUUCCUUGGGCAGACAGGGCUGGGUACCACUGAAGAGAUGGGGAAGCUGGCCUUGGAACCCGGAGAGAAUUUCUGCAUGGGGGGUCCCGGCGUCAUCAUGAGCCGGGAGGUGCUGCGGAGGAUGGUCCCUCACAUUGGGGAGUGCCUUCGAGAGAUGUACACGACCCACGAGGAUGUGGAGAUUGGGAGAUGUGUACGAAGAUUUGCAGGAGUGCAGUGUGUCUGGUCUUAUGAGAUGCAGCAGCUUUUUUACGAAAACUAUGAACAGAACAAAAAAGGUUACAUCAAAGACCUCCGUAAUAGCAAGAUCCACCGAGCAAUCACCUUGCACCCAAACAAGAGCCCACCCUACCAAUAUAGGCUCCAUAGUUACAUGUUGAGCCGCAAAAUAGCAGAGCUACGUUAUCGGACCAUCCAGCUGCACCGAGAAAUCGUCCUCAUGAGCAAAUACAGCAAUACAGAAGUCCACAGGGAUGACCUGCAGCUUGGAAUAGCACCUUCCUUCAUGCGGUUUCAGCCGCGCCAACGGGAGGAUGUUUUGGAGUGGGAGUUCCUCACAGGAAAGUAUCUUUAUUCCGCUGCAGACGGGCAGCCACCUCGUCAAGGGAUGGACUCCUCUCAGCGCGAGGCGCUGGACGACAUUGUUAUGCAGGUCAUGGAGAUGAUCAACGCAAAUGCCAAGACCAGAGGGCGGAUCAUUGACUUCAAGGAGAUACAGUAUGGCUAUCGCAGGGUGAAUCCAAUGUAUGGGGCAGAGUAUGUUCUCGAUUUAUUACUCUUGUACAAGAAGCACAAGGGGAAAAAAAUGACUGUUCCUGUCCGCAGGCAUGCGUACCUGCAACAGACCUUUAGCAAAGUCCAGUUUAUGGAGCAUGAAGAGAUGGAUGCCAAAGAGCUGGCCAAUAAAAUCAACCAGGACUCAGGGUCUCUGUCUUUCCUCUCCAAUUCUCUGAAGAUGCUUGUCCCAUUCCAGCUGAGUAAAUCGAAAGCAGAGAAGAAGGAACCCAAAGACAAGAAGAUCAACAUCUUGAUUCCUCUGUCCGGACGCUUUGACAUGUUUGCACGCUUCAUGGCGAACUUUGAAAAGACCUGCCUCAUUCCAAAUCAGAAUGUCAAAUUGGUUGUCCUGCUUUUCAAUUCGGACUCCAAUCCUGACAAAGCAAGGCAGGUUGAGUUGAUGAGAGAUUAUCGCCUGAAAUACCCCAAGGCGGACAUGCAGAUCUUGCCGGUGUCUGGCGAGUUCUCCCGGGCUCUGGCACUAGAAGUUGGAUCCUCUCAGUUUAACAAUGAGUCUUUGCUGUUUUUCUGUGAUGUUGACUUGGUGUUUACAGCAGAGUUUCUCCAGAGGUGUAGAGCCAACACAGUUUUGGGGCAACAAAUUUAUUUCCCAGUCAUUUUUAGCCAGUACGAUCCAAAGAUUGUCUAUAGUGGAAAAGUUCCUAGUGAUAAUCAUUUUGCCUUCACCCAGAAAACAGGCUUCUGGAGGAACUAUGGCUUUGGGAUUGCUUGCAUUUACAAGGGUGAUCUUAUUCAAGCUGGUGGCUUUGAUGUCUCUAUCCAAGGUUGGGGUCUUGAGGAUGUGGACUUGUUCAACAAGGUUGUUCAGGCUGGCCUAAAGACUUUCCGAAGCCAAGAGGUCGGAGUUGUCCACGUACAUCAUCCUGUCUUUUGUGACCCCAAUCUUGAUCCAAAACAGUAUAAAAUGUGUUUGGGGUCCAAAGCAUCAACAUAUGGGUCUACGCAACAGUUGGCUGAGCUGUGGCUUCAAAAAAAUGAACCAAGCUUUGGGAGAAGCAGCAUUGCUAAUGGUUCCCUGAGGACAGCCUAAGAUCCAGCAAUGCUGGGGGAGAAAAAAAAACUACCUAUUGUGUUUUUUUAAUUGCCCUAAUUUAUUUUUUUGGAAAACAUUUUGAUAGUUGAUUUUUUAAGAUAAAAACCGCACAAGGGUAUAUUUUAGAAACCAUCGUUUUCUUACCAGGACCUUCUGAGCAUUUUUUCUGAACAAAACUGUGAUCAACCUUUGCCUUUUUGAACAAAUAUCUGUGGCUGAGUAUACAACUUGCCUGAUUUCUGACAACUUGAAAUAAAUUUCCUAUUUCUGAUAAACAGACUUUAAAGAAGAAAAGAGAUCUUCUUUACUCCACAGCCUGCCCUAUGGCCUGUUUAGUUCUUUGGGUUCUUCCAGGAGCAUUCCAAGUGGUGCAAAUGAUUUGCUUAAUAUUUUUUCCCUCUUGGGAUUGUAACACCAUAAACAGAUACUUCCUUGUAUUUAAAAAAUAAUAUUUGAACAGUGAAAACAGAGUAGCAGUAUUGGUUAAUUCGCUUACAAGAAUCAUUCAAUUUGGUUGAUAUUUCAACCUUAAAAUGUACCUUUUUGCUCAUUGUAUAUCGAGCAACUGGAAAAAAGGGGGAAUUGUUGAGCACAACUUUAAUUGUGUGUAACUUCAUUUUAAAAAAAAGUAUUUUCUUUCUUCGUUCAUACAUGGAUCUGAUGUUUAAAAAUUCCAUAGCAGGUGCUGAGUUCUAAAUUGGAUCUCUUGUGUAGAGAUGCCUUGAUAGCAAAGAGCGACAUUUUAGUUAAUAGUGGGGGGGAAAUCUUUGCCAUAAAAAGCAACAAACUUAAAACCAAGACACUCCAAAUUGAAUGCUUUGGGGAAAUGUUCAUUCCCCACCCCUCUGACCCCAUCCAGUUACAGUAUUUUGAUGGGAACAAUUUACUGUGUUUCCUUUGCUUAAUUAGUUUGUUUUUGCUGUCUGUAUUGGGUAGGCCUUUAAUUUAUUUAAUAACUUUUGUUCUAGAUUCUUGUCUUUUUAUUUUGAAUAACUGCUAGUCAUUAAUAUUUAUAUAUCUUAGGAAUGUAUUGCAUUUUCGUACUGUUUAAAGCUAGUGUACAUCUUCUUACUUUGCAGUAAACCAAUUUCCAAAGAGUCUUUCUAAAGUGUUCUCUUUUUCUUUUCCAAAAUUACUUUAAUUUUAAAAAAAGAGUAACUGGAACCUUGGAUAUAGCCUCCAAUGGCCCCAAACUGAACUUCAGGUUUGAGAAAGAGAAUGGAAACUGUUUUUUGCAUAAGCACAGAGCAUAAGCUUUAAGCUAUGUGCACGUGAUCACACGCACACGCCGUUGCAAAAUACAAUGCACCUGAUUUGAAUACAAACAAGCUGUUCUGCAUUGAACCUUACAAGGCACCAGAACCUAUGUUCAAAGCACAAUUGUAUAUUGGCACCUAAUCAUUUGUAACAAUCUUUUUUUCCCUGCAGGAAAAAUAAAAUGAAUGAA